Messenger RNA from Xenia sp. Carnegie-2017, 1021 nucleotides. RefSeq names its product contactin-4-like. The transcript is spliced from 5 exons. The record is from RefSeq and is a predicted model, not a curated record. Lineage: Eukaryota; Metazoa; Cnidaria; Anthozoa; Malacalcyonacea; Xeniidae. The coding region runs from base 84 to 956 and encodes 290 amino acids. Gene Ontology annotation, molecular function: protein binding. Gene Ontology annotation, biological process: axon guidance; cell adhesion. Gene Ontology annotation, cellular component: plasma membrane.
UUAUAUUAUAAAUUACACGUUUUAUUGUGACGUGUUUUUGACAAGAAACUUGUAAUUACAAAGAGCAGCAGUAUUCGUUUGCUAUGAAAACAUCGUCAUCAAUGAUACUUUUGAAGUUGGAAGUCGCAUUUAUCGUCGGUUAUCUUUGUAGCUCGUAUACAGACAGUGUAACUACAACUCGAACGAUACAACAAUUGCACCCAGGAUUGUUUUUCAGUAAUAGACCAGCAUUGAAUGACCAACUUGGCCAGGCAAUUGACUCUGGUUCAGUUACACUGAGUUGCGUUGGAGGUAGCCGUGGCAACAACAGAGUGUAUUUUAAAUGGUAUAAAGAUGGCCAACUUUUGCAAGCAGACAGGUCACCUAUAGUGGCAACCAUGCAAGGAGAUUUGAACAUCAACCCAUCAGACUACAGUCGUGAUAAUGGCCAAUAUCAAUGCCUGAUUACUGACAACACAUUUUCUCUGCUAUCAAAUAUGGCUGAGUUACAGCUUGUAUAUGUAAGCGGUUUCAAGAAAACAGGCGUUACAAGACUGGGUACACAAUAUGAAGGAUGGAAAUACGUGUUCACCGAUUAUACUCAUUCCAUAUAUCCAAAACCACGGUUUAUAUUGAAAUUCAAUAACGAAGCAAUUGCUGAGAAUGAACGGAUAAGCGUGUCAGAAAAAGGCGACAUAUAUAUUGCUAUGUUGAGCCCUAGUGAUGCAGGGGAGUAUACGGUGGAAAUGCAACUGGGCUCCUUAACACAAUCUAGGGAAACAAUUACUUUGCAAGUGUCAGCCAACAGUGGUGCAGGCAACAUCUAUGGGUCAGCGAUGUUGGGUCCAAGAAGUCAGACAAUUGGAUUGCAAAGAGAAAGCGAAGCUACAUUUGAAUGUUUUGUUACGGGAAAUCCAAUGCCCGUGAUCACGUGGAAGAAAGGAGAUCGCCGUUUGGUAAAAGUCCGAAAUAUGUAAUUUCCGAUCACAACAAAAGGCUCACGAUUAAGAACUUAAAUAAACAUGAUAGUGGAAUAUAUCAA